AUGGGUGAGGACGGUGAGAGCCCAAAAAUCAACCACAGCUUCCUCCGAGACUACGUCACUGAAGCUGAUGUCAUUUCCACAGUGGAGUUUAAUCAGACGGGGGAUCUGCUGGCGACAGGGGAUAAGGGUGGGCGUGUGGUGAUCUUCCAGCGGGAGACGGAGUCUAAAGGUGACUCAGAGGAGCUAGCUGAAUCUGGGGAGUAUAAUGUUUAUAGCACCUUCCAGAGUCACGAGCCAGACUUCGAUUACUUAAAGAGUCUGGAGAUUGAGGAGAAAAUCAACAGAAUCCGCUGGCUACCACAGCAGAAUGCUGCCCACUUCCUCCUGUCCACCAACGAUAAGACCAUAAAACUCUGGAAGGUCAGUGAGCGGGACAAGAGACCAGAGGGUUACAACCUGAAAGAUGAGGAGGGCCGGCUGAAGGACAUCUCCACAGUCACAUCACUGCAGGUGCCAGUGCUGAAACCCACUGACCUGAUGGUGGAGGUCAGACCCAGGCGUAUCUUUGCCAAUGGUCACACCUACCACAUCAACUCCAUCUCAGUGAACAGUGACGGGGAGACGUACCUGUCAGCCGACGACCUCCGGAUAAACAUGUGGCAUCUGGCCAUUACUGACCGCAGCUUCAACAUCGUGGACAUAAAGCCGGCUAACAUGGAGGAUCUGACGGAGGUCAUCACGGCGGCUGAGUUUCACCCACAGCACUGCCACCUGUUUGUCUACAGCAGCAGCAAAGGCACCCUCCGCCUGUGUGACAUGAGAGCCUCUGCCCUCUGUGACAAACACUCCAAAAUCUUUGAGGAGCCAGAGGAUCCAGGGGGCAAGUCCUUCUUCUCCGAGAUCAUUUCCUCUGUGUCGGACGUGAAGUUUAGCCACAGCGGGCGAUACCUGCUCACUCGCGACUAUCUCACAGUCAAGGUUUGGGACUUAAACAUGGAGAAAGGUCCUGUGGAAACCUACCAGGUGCAUGAGUACCUGAGGAGUAAGCUGUGCUCUCUCUAUGAAAACGAUUGCAUCUUUGAUAAGUUUGAGUGUGUUUGGAACAGUUCAGACAGCGUGAUAAUGACAGGUGCGUACAACAGCUUCUUUCGAAUGUUCGACCGUGAGACGGGGCGGGGUGUUACCCUGGAGGCGUGGCGUGAGAGCAGCAAGCCGCGGGCCGUGCUGCGUACGCGUCGCGUGUACACCGGGGGGCGCCGGCGACGCGGCGACGUGGGCGUGGACAGCCUGGACUUUACCAAGAAGAUCCUCCACAUGGCCUGGCAUCCAGCUGAGAACAUCAUCGCCAUAGCAGCCACUAACAAUCUCUACAUCUUUCAGGACCGGGUGAACCCGGAGGCGCAGUAA
Molecule: messenger RNA, 1347 nt
Organism: Chanos chanos (milkfish)
Lineage: Eukaryota; Metazoa; Chordata; Actinopteri; Gonorynchiformes; Chanidae
Gene: ppp2r2ca
Product: protein phosphatase 2, regulatory subunit B, gamma a
Exons: 9
Coding region: 1-1347 (448 amino acids)
Cellular component (GO): protein phosphatase type 2A complex
Molecular function (GO): protein binding; protein phosphatase regulator activity
Source: RefSeq, a predicted model, not a curated record